Molecule: messenger RNA, 936 nt
Organism: Pogona vitticeps (central bearded dragon)
Lineage: Eukaryota; Metazoa; Chordata; Lepidosauria; Squamata; Agamidae
Source: RefSeq, a predicted model, not a curated record
AUGGCUCAUCGCAAUGGCACAGUGGUGAGUGAGUUCACCCUCCUGGGCUUUACUUCCCGACGUGACCUUCAGCUCCUUCUCUUCAUCUUCUUCUUACCCAUCUAUCUUCUUGGUCUCCUGGGGAGUUUGUGCUUGGCUCUUCUCAUCUGGGUUGAACAGCCCCUCCACACUCCCAUGUACUAUUUCCUGAGUCAUCUGGCCCUGAUGGACUUGUGUUCCUGCUCCACAGUAGCCCCCAAGAUGCUUGUAGGCCUCUUGAGAGGGCAUGACACCAUUCCUAUCCCAGCCUGUGCCCUCCAGAUGUUCUUCUUUGCAGCUGCUUCUGAUGCCGAGUGCUGUCUGUUGGCUGCCAUGGCUUAUGAUUGUUAUGUAGCCAUAUGCCACCCACUACACUAUGGAGCUGCCAUGCCACGGCGCCUAUGUCAAGUCCUAGUAGCUAUGUCCUACACAACUGGGACAGCUUCUGGGGCCAUCCACACCAGCAUGGCAUUCCGCCUGCCCUUCUGCAGCACUUACAUGUUGGACCAUUUCUUUUGCGACAUCCCUCCAGUUCUGGCUUUGUCCUGUACCAGCACAGAACUUAACCAGCUCCUGCUGUUGGCUGUGUGUGGAGCUAUUCAAAGCAUCACUCUGGCAGCCAUUGUUGCCUCCUAUGGAAUGAUCCUCUGCACUGUGGGCCAUAUCGGGUCACAGCGAGCUCUCUCCACCUGUGGUUUCCACCUUACAGCUGUGGGGGUACUCUACGACACCCUCAUUUUCAUGUACCUACGGCCCAAUGGCACAUUCGCCUCCCAAACUGACAAGAUGGCAUCCGUCUUCUACACAGUGAUCAUCCCUGUGCUCAACCCUACUAUCUACAGCCUUCGUAAUGUGGAAGUCAAGCGGUUGGUGAGAUGGAGAUUCAGUGAACAGAGGCACCCAACCUGCUGUUUCUGA